AUGCAAAGAAUGAUGCUAGACCUAGACCAGGAUCCCAACCUCUUUACGGAAGCCUACCAGGGCCAGUGCAUCCCUGAUUGGGAUAAAGUCUUUGAAAAACAUGACGCCGCCGUGGGCUGGCCGUCCGCGGCGUUCUGGGAACAACUCGUCGAAAAGUACCCAGAUGCGAAAGUGAUCUUGACUGUUCGAGAUGCCGAGAGCUGGUACGAUUCAAUGGAAGGCGUUCUCAACGUUACGCGGGCCAGUGCGGAUUUCGAUUUGCCCAAACAGAUGGCCGACACCAUGGCUAUGAUCAGAGCCAUUAUCAAGAACGGGGUCUUGAAGAAUUUUGAUGAUCGGAAGGCUAUGAUUGAGGAUUUUCACGCCCGCAAUGAGCUUAUCAAGAGGACGGUUUCUCCGGACCGACUGUUGGUCUUCAAGGCGCAAGACGGGUGGGAGCCACUAUGUAAGUUUUUGGGAGUUGACGUGCCCCCUCUGAAUGUAUCGUAUCCUCACGCGAAUAAGCGGGAGGAUAUGCUAGAGAGGACCUUGUACUUGAAGGAGAAGCUAGAAAAACAAAUGGUGGACAACUAG
Messenger RNA from Aspergillus pseudoviridinutans, 573 nucleotides. RefSeq names its product sulfotransferase family protein. Bases 1 to 573 code for a protein of 190 amino acids. Lineage: Eukaryota; Fungi; Ascomycota; Eurotiomycetes; Eurotiales; Aspergillaceae. The transcript has a single exon. The record is from RefSeq and is a predicted model, not a curated record.